This is a messenger RNA of Hippocampus comes (tiger tail seahorse), 2923 nucleotides long. It is a transcript of the gene slc39a4, whose product is annotated as solute carrier family 39 member 4. The record is from RefSeq and is a predicted model, not a curated record. NCBI's taxonomy places the organism in Eukaryota, Metazoa, Chordata, Actinopteri, Syngnathiformes, Syngnathidae. The transcript is spliced from 12 exons. Gene Ontology annotation, biological process: zinc ion import across plasma membrane; intracellular monoatomic cation homeostasis. Bases 200 to 2287 code for a protein of 695 amino acids. Gene Ontology annotation, cellular component: plasma membrane. Gene Ontology annotation, molecular function: zinc ion transmembrane transporter activity; monoatomic cation:bicarbonate symporter activity.
CCUCAGGUAGUAACACUUUAGCAUUUAACAGGACUGCGCUCAGAACCUCUCAGCCAAUCACAAUCCAGAGGCGCCUCAAGUCUAAUAAAGUCCGGCAGCAGCAUCUUGACAGUGCAAGUUUGGUCCAGAAAUCCGGCAUAACCGGAUCAACCGCCACCAGUUCACGUUUUUGUAGAUUUAACACCCAGACUCAGCUAAAAUGCAAACGUUUCGCCAAACUCUGCUCGUUCUCUCGGCGCUGUCAAGCUGGUGUGCGCUCGAUGGCUCAUCGGUGUGUCCCGCCGUAGAGGAGGCGUAUGGAGCCGUAGUGAACCUGCUGCGCCCCGGGCAGCAGCACUCGCUUCUGGAUGAGAAGUCUCUGGUCGCUCUCUUUAAUACACUGGAGAACCGUGUGCAGUGUGGACAAGUGCCGUGUGGAAAGUGCAACCUAUCAGAGGCCGUCCACCAGCUCGUCCACAAUCACAGCGACCAUCGGCAGGCAGGCGAGGAAGACCAUGCCGUCGACGUGGUGGAAUUUAGCGCCCUCGCCGCCGGCUGCGUCCUGUACCUGGCCUCUCCUGACAUGGUGUGCGCUGCGGCGAGCCAGGGCAGGUGGGGGCAGGAGGUGGAACACUUCCUGCAUGAGAUUGCAAGUGGACAUUCCCAUGAACAUCACCAUGAAGAGGAGGAGGAAGCGGAGGUGGGCCAGUCAUGCCACGGCCUUGAACAUCGGCAAGUGGGCCUCCCUGGAUUAGAAAAAGUGCUCAGAGAACUCCUCAAGCACUAUGAGUCAUCAGACGUUGAGAGCUGCAUCACAACAAGCGACAUCAUGUCGGAGGUCGGCGCCCCAUCAGCAGAGCAGACACAAGCGGCGGGUGCAGUGCUGGGCCAGCUCUUGUAUCAUGCCCUGCGAGGUCAUUGCUUCCAAUCACUCCCCGACGAGAGCUUCUUCCUGGAUUACAUCAUCCACCGACUGGGCUCUGAGAAUUUCACUAUCGCAGAGUUGGAGGCUGUCAUGAGGUCUCUGGACAUCGGACCCAACUUGGAGUUGAGCCACGGGCACGACGAGGACGAGCAUGCUCAUCACGAUCACAGCAGGCGACGGCGACAUUCCGAAAGCAAUGGCACCUGGGAGGAGCACUGUUUUUCCGCGCACGAGCUGGUACUCAUCCACGGCCUGGGUGUGAACUCGCCCAGGCUGGGUCGCUCUGACCUGGCUCGACUUAGCCCGGCGCUGAUCCAGCAGAUCCUGAGCGGGGCCUGCAUCAGCUCGCACCCGGCGAAACACGACCAGCUCAGCAAAACGGAGAGAUACCUGUACGCAACUCUGGCCAACGUGGUCAUCACGCUGAUAUCCAUGUUCGGCAUCGUGCUGCUGCUCUGCACGUCGUGCACCAGCGUCUUCCAGCUGUGCAUCCAGUUCUGCAUCAGCCUGGCCGUGGGUUCGCUCACGGGGGACGCUUUGCUGCACCUGCUGCCCAUGUUUCUGGGCCUGCACGUCCACCACUUGGACGAAGCCGGUGCAAGCCACCACAGCCGCCACGGCGGCCAUGACCACCAGCUGGAGGUGUCGGACUACGUGUACAAGAUGCUGGUGGUGCUGAGCGGCAUUUAUUUAUUCUACCUGAUGGAAACCGUCUUCAACAUCAUCACGCAAGGACAUAACCACCACGGGGAUGAAUCCGAAGGUCACCACUGUGACCACGACCGAGUUCUCGAGAUGUAUCACCAGGAGAGGAAACAAAAAGACAAAUUGCACUCAACUUCCAAAACGGACCUGGUCAGAGAGGAGGAGCAGCACGAAAGAGAUUUUCACAUGCCCACAGAGAGGACCAGAGAACAUCGGUUGCUCCCUUACAUGGUCACGAUAGGGGACGGCAUCCACAACUUCGCCGACGGCCUGGCGAUGGGCGCCGCCUUCUCGCUCUCAUGGAAAUCCGGACUGGCCACGACACUGGCUGUCCUCUGCCACGAGCUGCCCCACGAGCUAGGCGAUUUCGCCAUCUUGCUCAACUGUGGCAUGUCAGUGCGCCGGGCGCUGCUUUUUAACGUCGGCAGCGCCAUGACGUCUUUCGUGGGCCUCUACAUUGCCCUGAGCGUGGCUACCGACCUGGCCACCACGCAGUGGAUUGCCACCAUCACCGCGGGCCUUUUUCUCUAUGUGGGCUUGGCUGAUAUGUUACCCACCAUGAUGCACAUCAAAUCCAAGAGGCCGUGGCUGAUAUUCGCACUGCAGAACGUUGGCCUGCUUUGCGGUUGGGCCGUCCUCCUGCUUUUAUCCCUCUACGAGGAGAGCAUCAGCUUCUAGCGUUCCUCGACCAGCUUUGGUCUUAACACGUGAGGGAUGAAUCCUUUUCCAGGAUGUUAAAUGUGUGGUAGGGAGAGAGAGAAAAAAAAAGCCAAAGAAAUUUCAUAGACACCGUAUGCAAAAAUAAACUAUUUUGUACAAGAUACAAAAAUGUAAUCCAAGCAAAUGGGGCAUCAUGAUGACUGGUUGCGGAUUCUUAGAAUACAAAAAUGUGUGACCCAAGAUUUUGCACGGCAGUGUGAUCCCCUGAUUUUAUGAACAAAUAAAGUUGCUGAAAAGGGACUUUGAACACACAACUACACACUGAAUUUUUACCAUCUAAGUGACUUCAUAGCCACAUGACAGCAAGCUAAACUCACCUUCAAUUUGAUUGUAAAAUGCACAGAGGUUAUUCUUGAUGCACAAGAUUUAUAUAACUGCAGUUUGUGUGUGUGUGUGUGUGUGUGUGUGUGUGUCUGUGUGUGUGUGUGUGUGUUUAGGUUAUUUUGUAUCACAAGAGUGACAAAAAAAAAAAAGUAGUUAUUUAGGCUCAUCACAAAAUUUCCCUCAUGGUAAAUGUAAAUAAGUGUUAAUGAUAGUCUACGUAUAGAUUUUGUAUAUUUCAGCAGUUUGAAUAAUAAAUCUGCUUGCACAAGA